GUUCACUCCUGUGAUCUCGUCCCCCGCCGCCAGAGUCCCCUCCAGAGCAGCAGGGGUGUUGUCAAAGACCUGACAGAGAUCCCAGUUACAGGAAAUAAGGUUAUCUUGUCCGAUCCCAGUCCGUCUUGCAUCUCAAACCACAUUCAGGGCCGCUUUCACCACCAGUGACAACAUGGCAAUGCCGAUGGAACUUGAGCUGAAGCAUGUGGAGCUGAGAGCUGGAGACCAGUUCAAAGUACAGGGGAGGAAUAUGGAUGCGGCUGAGAGGUUUCAGAUCGACCUGGGCUGUGAUGAAGACCACCUGGCACUGCACUUUAACCCACGCUUCAAUGAUGACACUGAUGGUACUGUGCUCAUGUGCAACUCAAAGAUUGCCGGCUGCUGGGGAGAUGAGAAGAGGGAGAUCCACAAUCCACUCCACAUUCAAGGUGUGAAAAUGGAGAUUGUGCUGAAGCUGACGGGUGACAUGUUUGAAGUGGAGAUGACUGAUGGACAGGAGAUCCAGUUCCCCAAUCGUGAGGGCCUAGACGUCAUUACCUACAUUCGUAUCAAAGGAGACCUCAAACUUACUUCUUUCAAAAUCUACUAGACCACAAAAUAUGAGGGGUGAUUUAGUUAGAUCAAUGGGUUAGGACUAUGUUGACAUUGUAAACAUGAACAUAGUCAGAAACUGAAAAAACCUCUUGACAAUGUGCCCUUGAGCAAUGUACAAUAAAGCACCGCUUUUAUUAUUCUA
Molecule: messenger RNA, 736 nt
Organism: Salvelinus fontinalis (brook trout)
Lineage: Eukaryota; Metazoa; Chordata; Actinopteri; Salmoniformes; Salmonidae
Product: galectin-2-like
Exons: 5
Coding region: 173-589 (138 amino acids)
Molecular function (GO): carbohydrate binding
Source: RefSeq, a predicted model, not a curated record